Antechinus flavipes (yellow-footed antechinus) is the source of this 9219-nucleotide messenger RNA. RefSeq names its product autocrine motility factor receptor (gene AMFR). The record is from RefSeq and is a predicted model, not a curated record. The transcript is spliced from 14 exons. Gene Ontology annotation, cellular component: ubiquitin ligase complex; cytosol; endoplasmic reticulum. Gene Ontology annotation, molecular function: ubiquitin binding; ubiquitin protein ligase activity. NCBI's taxonomy places the organism in Eukaryota, Metazoa, Chordata, Mammalia, Dasyuromorphia, Dasyuridae. Gene Ontology annotation, biological process: endoplasmic reticulum unfolded protein response; ubiquitin-dependent protein catabolic process; protein K48-linked ubiquitination. The coding region runs from base 5669 to 7621 and encodes 650 amino acids.
AUUCGUGAAGCGUUCCAUAUUUUAAAAAAUAACAAUAAUAAUAAUAAAUGACUUUGGCAUCCCUUUAUCUUGCCAUUAUUUUGUUUUGGUGCUUUAACUAAAAAUUUAACCAUGAAGAGAGUAUGUAUAACUCAGUUUUCUUAGUGGUCUUAUACUUUUAAAUCUUUGGUGAGAAACUAUGAGGCUUUCCAAACGACAGCUUGUUUCAAAUGAAAAUCCUUUCCCAAACUUAUAAAAGUAUGCAGUUUCUUCAAUUCCUACAUGUUUCUUUGGAUAUUGGACAAUAUCCUUGAGAUCAUAUCCUUAAGAGUAACUUUUGUAUACCUGAUUCCAAAAGGUUUAACAUUUUUAUUAGUUAAUAAUAGUUGGAACAAAUCGUACUGAUCCCUGAGACAGCUUUAGGAAAUUUGCUGCUUUGUGUGCUUUGCCAAAGAAAAUUUUAAAAGUCUUUGGAAUUAUAAUAAUGAACUCUGCAUUUUAUUAUAGAAUAUGCUUCAUAGUUCUUCCAGUUUCUUAUUACUCAAUCAUUACUUGAUUACAUUUAAUUAGAUUUUUGGUGUUUGCCUGAAUCAUUUGAAAAUAAAAGUCAUUUAUGAAUUAGUCAAUAAAAUCCAUUUUAAUACUAUCAUUUGCAAGUCAUUUCAUCUUCUUGAUAGGUUUGUUUUUUUUUGAGAAACUGCUCAAAACCUGACUGCUAAAAACUAGUACUUCUAUGUAUAAAUAGUCUUGUGUUUUAGUGCAAAUUGCAUUAUAAGAGUAGAACUUUUAAGUAGGGAAGAAUGUGCCCUGUUGGGAUGUUAAUUAAGCCAUGGGGGGGAGGGAGGAGGGAAUGUAGUUAAUGUUAAAAGUUUUAGCUACUAUAAAGAGAAUUGUGUGCACAUUUUAAUUUUGGCAUCAAUCGCUAUUUGGUGUACUUAGUUUUUAGAAACUAAAGAAAAGUUUUUUAAUGCUGUUCAUUUUGUUAUUUUAAAUAAAAAUCAUUUAAAACAAAAAGAUCGUUUGAAUGUUUAAGAACAAGUCCCUCAUAUAUUUAACUUCUUUAUACCAUUGGAAAUUAUGCCAUUUUUUGUGGACUCCAAAGGCAAAGGUUCUUUAUGUUCUGAUGUUUGAAAUUAAUAAAUACCUACUUGUUAAAUAUUUAACCAUUUAACCACACCACACAUUUAAUGUUCAGGAAGAUAAGUUUUGGGGCAGCUAAUAGCGCAGGGGAUAGAUAAGCCAGGAGAACCUGAGUUCAAAUGUGGUCUCGGACAUUUAAUACACUCUGGCUGGGCAAGUCACUUAACCCCAAUUACCUUACCUCCUCCCCCCCCCCCAAAAAAAAAAAGAAAAGAAAAAAUUUCCUACAGGAAGAUAAGUUUCUUUGCAAAAUGAACACUUGAGAAAUAGCUUAUACUUAACACAAAUUUUAUUCUUGAGGGGAGAGAGUUUGGAAUUUGCCUAAAGCUUAAAUGUAGAAUGGGGAUGGAGUUUAUAAGCUGUGGUUUUUAAAAGAGGAAAAGGAUGAAUGCAUUGCUAGGUAUUCAAAAGUGCAGAAUGUGAUAUAUUAAAGUAUUUGACUUUUCCUUUACUUAAAAUUGUAGGGUAUCAUCUUAAGCUUGUUGGGAUUGAUUGGUUGGUUGUUAUCCUUCGUUUUCUGAGAGAACCAAAAUGAUAUUACCGUCAGUCAGACUGGUUAAUCAGACCAAUACAAAAUCAGAAUGCUCUGCCACAGGUUGGACACAAAGUCUCUACGAACAUUUGGGGUGGAUUCUCUAACUUUGUGCAUCUCCAGUUUCUUCUGAGUGAAUUCAAUUCUGCUUUGCUCAUAGAGCACAGCGCCUUUUUUUUAAAAGGGCCCAUCAUGCUGAGCAAUCCUGUGCCAAUAUCUCCCAUGUCAUACAAUCGAUUAUAAAGUUUUUAAGAAAGACCUUCAGAGUAUGCUUGUGUUAUGGCUUUUCCUGACCACUUCAUGAGCACUUGCUCUGUGUGAGUUCUCCAUAAAAUAGUCUUUUUGGCAAGCAUAUAUUUGGCAUUAGAACAAUAUGGUCAGCCCAAUGGCUUUUUUUUACUGUCCAAGUUUCACAGGCACAUAACUAUGAGGUCAGCACAAAAGCUCUAUAGACUAAUAAUUCUCUCCCUCACUUCCUUUCUCCAAAACCCUGAGCUAGCUCUGGCAAUGCAUGUGUCAAUAUCAUACUUGGUUCCCCAUCCCUGGUUUAGAUGAUUUUUAAAUCAGUAGCAGAAUUUGUUAUCUGCAAUAAUGAGAAACUCUUUAAAAAUAGAACUACUUUUUAAACAUUUUGAGGAUCUUGAUAAAAAAAAAAGUGUAGUGAAAAGUUUUACAUAUAUGGGGUAUAAGAACUGAACUUAGAUAAAUUAUUCUUUUAGGUCUUAAGUUUCCUCAUCUCUAAAAGAAAAGUUGGACUUGGACUUUCCAAAGUACCAACUAGCUCAUGCUAUGAACUUAACUGCUUUUCUAAAUAACACCUUGCUGAUCUGGAAUUAUGCCCCAAAAGUUAUCAAAUUGUGCAUACCCUUUGAUCCAGCAGUGUUUCUAUUGGGCUUAUAUCCCAAAGAAAUACUAAAGAAGGGAAAGGGACCUGUAUGGGCCAAAAUGUUUGUGGCAGCCCUGUUUGUAGUGGCUAGAAACUGGAAAAUGAAUGGAUGCCCAUCAAUUGGAAAAUAGCUGGGUAAAUUGUGGUAUAUGAAUGUUAUGGAAUAUUAUUGUUCUGUAAGAAAUGACCAGCAGGAUGAAUACAGAGAGGACUGGCGAGACUUACAUGAACUGAUGCUAAGUGAAAUGAACAGAACCAGGAGAUCAUUAUACACUUCGACAACGAUAUUGUAUGAGGAUGUAUUCUGAUAGAAGUGGAUUUCCUUGACAAAGAGACCUAACUCAGUUUCAAUUGAUAAAUGAUGGACAGAAGCAGCUACACCCAAAGAAAGAACACUGGGAAACGAAUGUGAACUAUCUGCAUUUUUGUUUUUCUUCCCGGGUUAUUUUUACUUUCUGAAUCCAAUUCUCUUUGUGCAACAAGAGAACUUAUCAGUUCUGCAAACAUAUAUUGUAUCUAGGAUAUACUGUAACAUAUUUAACAUAUAUAGGACUGCUUACCAUCUAGGGGAGGGGGAGGAAGGAGGGAGGGGAAAAUCGGAACAGAAAUGAGUGCAAGGGAUAAUGUAAAAAAAUUACCCUGGCAUGGAUUCUGUCAAUAUAAAGUUAUUAUUAAAUAAAAUAAAAUAUUAAUAAAUAAAUAACACCUUGCUGGACUUUGAUUUAAAAGCUAUGUAUUCAGUAUUUAAAUCAAAUGAUCUUGGAUUCUAACAUUUUUGCUCCGUUUAUGAAGAUAGAAACACUGCAGUGUGUAAACAUUGGAUAGACCUAAGAACUUAACUUGGUGGAAUAGCUAGGUAAUACAGUGCAGAAAGUACCAGUCGGGAGGACCUGUGUUCAAAUCCAGCUUUAGACACAAAACUUCCUAGCUGUGUGACCUUGGGCAAAUCACAACUCCUCUUGCCUUACCAAAAAAAGAAAAAGAAAAAAAUGGAGACCAAUACAACAAUGACUGAAUAAUUAACCCAGAUAUGAAAUGAUGUGAUGUUAUAUUUUUAAGUACUCUGCUAAACUCAAAGAAUUAAUAACUGGCUGUUUGUUAGGGGAAUUCACUUCUACAAAAGAGGAUUAAGCCAGGUCACAGGAUUUACAUUUGGCUGACAACUUUAAACCUCUAGUCCAACAUCCUAUGAUGAAAUUGAAGGGAGAAGGGGAUAAGGUUGCCUAAACUUCUAAAGUGGCUUUCUCCACUGCUGCAUACUGCCUAUUUUUCUUGGUAGUUCUUCAAAGUAAUUUUAAAUGACAGUAUAGCUCCACUUUAAAAAAGAUUAAGAAAACCCACAAAUAUGAACACAUACAUAUAUACAAAGGUGAUUAAAAAUGGCAAUCAGGUACGACACCACAAAUGUAAAAAAGUGUUUUUAAAAUGAUAUUUAGCAUAGUAUAGCCAUCACCCUAUUUGACUUUUGCUGACAAUUUAUUUUUGUAUACAUUUUGUCACAGUCUUCCAUGUUCCUUGAUAAUGAAAGCCAUCUUUGGCAACAAAUGUCAAAACUAAGCAAAUUUAUAUUGUAAUGUGUGUGUUGGAAAAUUUACCUCAUUCCACAGUUAACUAGGAAUCAUUUCUUGGGAUUGGUGUUUUGUCAUUGAUGAGGGUUCUGGGUCUUAAAUUCUGUUUUUUAUUGUUUUUGCGAUGCCUCCGUCUGGUUGGUCGUUGCACAAAUAGUUCUAUUUCUGUUCAGAAUAUCAGUUGAGUGAAUGAAAAAAGGAUUUAAGCACUUCUAAACCAAGUACUGUGUCUUUAAAAAUUGUGUCCUAUUUUUAAUGUACCUUUUGAGGAAAGUUACCAUUUCCUUCCCCAGCUCAUUUUACAGAUGAGGAAACUGAGGCAAAUAGAGGUAAGUGACUUGCCCAGGAUCACACUGCUAGCAAAGUCAAGAUUUUCAUUCAAAAGAACAUUUUGAUCUGACACUCUGCCCAGUUACCCUCAAGUUCCGCGGAUCCCCAAAGUUCUAUGUAGCCCUUAAUCCACGAUCCUGAUAACUGUCACACAUCUUCUGAACAUCCCGGUAACCCUCUGAUGUAGGUAUUAUUAUCAUGUUCAUUUUACUGACGAAGAAGAGGAGGCAGAAGGAACUUAAGCCAAUUGUCCAGGGUCACAAACUAGGAAGUAUCGAAGGAGCAACCUGAAUUCGGGCCCUGUGGCCGACUCCCAGUCCGCUGCCUCUGCCACCUCAUUCCCCUCGAGAAUAAAGGGAUUGGUGUAACUAGCAGCUUUCCACUUUUUAAAAAUGUUAGGUUUGCAAGGAGACGUAAUCUUUUUGAAUUUGACGUGAGUUUGUAGUUUACUAAUUGUUAAUUUCGAAUAAGGUUAAAAAAAAAAAUUGGGAAGGGGCGGGGGAAGACCCGUUGAACCACUAAACAACCGCAGCUUCUUGGUGGCCUUGCGGGAUGCUGGCCCACCGGCGCCCAGAACGCAGGUCGGACCCGAACGGACCUUGACCGUUCCGAGGCGCGGUGUGAUCAGGCUGACUGGGGCCGGAGUCAGGUAGACCUAGUCUGGUAUCGACUCCUCUCCUACACUCCGCCCUCCUCCCCCACCCCGUGCCUGCUGCCCCCGAGCCGUCACUACGUUCCUUUGGGUCUCAUUUUCCGUCUCUGUAAAGCGCCGGGCCCGAGUCACCCCAGGGGCCCUUCCCACGAUUAGUUUUUCAGGAGCUAUUUUAGUUCUUUCCUUCUCACGUCCUGCCCACAGGGGUUUAUGAUUUCUGGAGGCGGAGGAGGGAGGGUCCGCGGCGCCGCCUUCAGUCCCAGCCUGGAGGCGGGCGGCUCCGGGCUCCGAGGCUCCGAACGGCCCAACAGAGGGCCCGAGGCCCAUCGGGUCCCGCCCCGGGGCGGGGGGGCGGCUGCCGGCCCCGUGGCCGAGGCUCUUCCGCGCCGGCAGGGGCAGUAGCGGGAGCAGGAGCGGGAGCGAGCGACGAGGAGCCGAGGAGCGCUGUCGCCGUCGCUGUCGCCUCGGCCGCCGUUUGGAGGAGGCUGCGCGGGCGGGCGGGCGGGAGGGAAGGAGGAAGGGAAGCAGCUCGGGGACCUGCGAGCCGAGGCCCGGGGCCCUGGGCCUCCAUCCCCGCAGCCAUGCCGCUGCUCUUCCUGGAGCGCUUCCCCUGGCCCAGCCUCCGUACCUACACGGGCCUCAGCGGCCUGGCGCUGCUGGGCACCAUCGUGAGCGCCUAUCGCGCCCUCAGCCAGGCUGAGCCGGGCCCCGGCGCCGGCCCGGGAGAGUCCGAGGCGCUCAGUUCGCCGCAGCAGCCGCCGCCGCCCCAGCCGCCGCCGCCCAGCUCCCCGCCGGGCCCCGGGGGUCCCCGGGCCCGAGACGUAAUCCAGUACCUGCUGUCCGACAGCCUGUUCGUUUGGGUCUUGGUAAAUACUGCUUGCUGUUUCUUGAUGUUGGUGGCCAAGUUAAUCCAAUGUGUUGUAUUUGGUCCUCUUCGAGUGAGUGAGAGGCAGCACCUAAAGGACAAGUUUUGGAACUUUAUCUUCUACAAGUUCAUUUUCAUUUUUGGUGUGCUGAACGUCCAGACAGUGGAAGAAGUAGUAAUGUGGUGUCUCUGGUUUGCUGGACUUGUGUUUCUGCAUCUGAUGGUGCAACUAUGCAAAGACAGGUUUGAAUAUCUUUCAUUUUCUCCUACUACACCAAUGAGCAGCCAUGUCCGAGUGCUUACUCUUCUGAUUGCUAUGCUGCUCUCCUGUUGUGGAUUAGCUGUUGUCUGCUGUGUGACGGGCUACACACAUGGAAUGCACACACUGGCCUUCAUGGCUGCAGAGUCUCUCCUUGUGACAGUGAGGACUGCUCAUGUGAUUUUACGUUAUGUAAUUCACCUCUGGGAUCUCAAUCAUGAAGGGACUUGGGAAGGAAAGGGCACUUAUGUGUAUUAUACGGAUUUUAUUAUGGAGCUCACUUUGUUAUCUCUGGACCUUAUGCACCAUAUUCACAUGUUGCUGUUUGGCAACAUCUGGUUAUCCAUGGCCAGCUUGGUGAUCUUUAUGCAACUACGUUAUCUGUUCCAUGAAGUUCAACGUCGAAUCCGUCGCCAUAAGAAUUACUUGCGUGUAGUUGGAAAUAUGGAGGCCAGGUUUGCAGUUGCAACUCCUGAAGAACUAGCUGUCAAUAAUGAUGAUUGUGCCAUCUGCUGGGACUCAAUGCAGUCUGCAAGGAAACUGCCCUGUGGACACCUCUUUCACAACUCCUGCCUUCGCUCUUGGCUUGAACAGGAUACCUCCUGUCCUACCUGCAGAAUGUCUCUGAAUAUUGCUGACAAUAAUCGAAUCAGAGAAGACCAGCAAGGGGAGAAUUUGGAUGAGAAUUUGGUGCCUGUGGCAGCAGCUGAAGGCCGACCUCGCCUAAACCAGCAUAAUCACUUUUUCCACUUUGAUGGUUCCCGAAUUGCUAGCUGGCUGCCCAGUUUUUCAGUGGAAGUGAUGCAUACCAACAAUAUCCUUGGCAUUACUCAAGCAAGCAAUUCUCAGCUUAAUGCAAUGGCUCAUCAGAUUCAAGAAAUGUUUCCCCAGGUACCAUAUCAUCUGGUUCUGCAGGAUUUACAACUGACACGGUCAGUUGAAAUAACAACAGACAAUAUUUUAGAGGGACGAAUUCAAGUACCUUUCCCUGCACAGCGGCCAGACAGCCUUAGACCUGCAUUGAACAAUUCUGUAGAGAGGUCAAAUGACCAAGAAGAGAAUGAAAUUUCUACUCAGGCUGAGCGUGGGCCCCUGGACCUCAGUCCCAGGUUGGAAGAGAUAGCCGACUUCAGUGAGGCGGAGGCCGAGCCCAGCGAGGUGGAGGACUUUGAAGCUCGGGGGAGCCGCUUCUCCAAGUCGGCCGACGAGCGCCAGCGGAUGUUAGUGCAGCGGAAGGAUGACCUGCUGCAGCAGGCGCGGAGACGUUACUUAAACAAAACUUCUGACGAUGACCCAGCCUCAGAGAGCUGUCUACUCUCGGAGAGCCCAUCCUCUGAUCCUGUGACCCAACGCCGUAGGAUGUUGGCUGCUGCUGCUGAACGAAGACUUCAGAUGCAGCAGAACUCCUAGCGUUCUCUUUUGCCCUCCUCUGCCACCUCCUCAUGAGCAGUGUGCUGAGCUGCUGUACUUCAUCCCAGCAGGAAGAGGCCUUUCCCUGUUCUGCCAGCCACGUGGAGGAGUGGGCUUGACUGCAUUGCCGCUGUAUAAAGCAUGUGGUCUUACUAGUGUUUGGACAGCUGACAAAUUUAAUCUUUUUUUGUAACAUUUUCUAUGUGACACUUCUUCAGUUCCCUUGCCCACUCUGGGGGGAAAAAAGCCAAUUUUAAUUUUAAGCAUUAUCUUUGCUGGCACUGACUAAACUGCCAGGUUGGGUUGGAGUAGCAAAGGGUGGCUAGAGAGGACAGCCAGAGCCUGGGUGAUCAGGCAGCUUAAAUUACUUGCUUUAUACAUAGGUCACUGAAGGUACUAGUAUCUUAGUUCAAAAUAUGGCAAGGAACAUGCACAGAAAAAUUCAUAGAAUACUUACUCAAUCAGCUAGCAAGCCUCUACUUACCACGGAGGCAUUCAUUAUGUUACAAAGACAACCCCCACAACACUUUUCCCUCUUAGGAAAGGAGGGAGGGGCGUUUGAGGAAUCAUGAAAAAUGAGUCCUUAAUAUGGCAGCAGAAACAAGGGUUGUUUGGCUAUAUGAUUGAAAGAUGAAAAUAAAUAGCUUGCUUUGUGCAGGAAAGUAACACCCUAUUUGAUCUAGACCAUCAGUGGGCUUAACCUUUAUACACCUCUUUGCCCUAAGCUGAUUUUAUUUCCGUUAACUCUGGUGCUGCAUCCCUCAUGUAUUCAUCCGUGUGUCCUUUCAUUUUUCUUCUAUUCAUUUCAUUGCCAUCUUUAGAUGUUGGGAAAGUCAGCACCAAAAGGGUUAAACAGUGAGCACUAGUUUGGAUUUUUGACAGUGUUAAAGUAUGUUUGUUAAUUGGAAAGUCUGUGGGUUUGGUCCUUGGAGUGACAAAAAACAUAGGUAUAGUAAAUGAGACAGUCAUUAUCAAAGGGUUUUGUUGAAGAAAUAAAGAAAAGUUUGGUGUCUUGAGCCCUUAAUUUUGGUAACUACUUCAGUUAACUUAAUCAUACUUAAAAAGAUAAGACCUGCCUUCAAAGGAGGUCCCAUUCCCUAACCUUUUCACACAUUUAAUGUUGAGCUGAAACACAAUCAUAGUUACACACUUUACUUUGUCCCAUUGGAGUAACUUUUAAAAAUUAAACAUAAUCUUUAUCACAAUCCUUUCCAGAAGUAUCCAGUAUUAUCUAGAAUUAUUGGCAAAGUUAAAUGGUUUGGGGUUUUAAAAGGCAAGUUUUUAGGCUGUUUAAAGGUAAUUGGAAAAAGGGUGGAAUAGUAAAUAUGUAGGCAAAGGUAAUUUAUUUCAAUAAAUCUUUCAAAAGCCUUACAUUGCAGUGCUGUUUAGUAAAAUUUUGGAAACUGCUAUGAUUUUUUUGUUUUGUUUUGCUGAGAGCAUAGUUAUUUUGUUUCUGUUUUUGUUGUUAAAAUAAUAAAAAGCAAAUUAUUCUGGGUGUGUCAUGGUUGGAAUCUAAGCCCUUUCUCAGAGAUAGCAACUUUGAAUCACAUUUUAGUUUCUAUGUGUCAUUCUCAUUAAAAUGUUUUUCGAUAAAGCCA